UGGCCGCUCAGUCGGCUCACAUUCCCCCCGAGCGUCCUGCGUAACUAUGCCGCUGCUGGUGUUAAAUUCGUAAGAGGUUCCAAUAGAGAAUAGAACAAUGCCUCACGUAAAGACCCUGCAAACCUGUGGAUCGAGGAUCCUUUUUACAGGUCCAGAUGGAAUUGGAGACUACAGGGCAAGACUGAUUGACUUUCCCAGAUACAUUGGUAUUGGUCCUUUGUCACCAGAGGGUACAAGCGAUUUGAGUUACCUUUGCCGGCCCGCUCUCUGCAACCUGCCCCCCAUGCCCAAACACUGCUUCACUGGAGAGGUGGGAUGGGGACUGCAGUAUCACCAGCACCUGAACAGACAGACACUGCACAGCAAUAUGCAAAUUAAGAAAGCAGAGUUCCGCUCAGCCCUGGAGGACAGAGUGACCCAGAGAUACCAAAACCCAUGGCACGCACCGCCCCACUUUCCAGACAAGCAAUCUGUCCAGGUCUAUGACAAACCUCAAUGGACAUGCAAGGUCGACCGGAACAGCCAAGAUAACAACAAACUGUUCCUUCUCAACAAGAGAUAUAAUUUGGCUCAGAAAAAACCUGACUGUGCUGCACAUAUGAGUAGCAGACAUUUCCCUGCAAUUGUUCAGGUGAAGAACAGAAAAUGAUUUGGUGAUUUUCAGCAUCGUCCAGGAGGCCAGAACAAUUACAACAUGAACAUCACCUUGUUCUCUAAUCUACUGUAUAUAAUGCAAAUCUAACAAGCAUGCUGCCCACCAGAAUUCAAUUUCAUGAUAUAUUUCACUGAAACAAUUUGAUUGUACAGAAUGCAGUGUACUGUGCCUUUUGUAUUUGAAAUUAAACAAUUACAGUUACAGUUCAAAUUACCUUAAGAUUAAAGACAAUACUUAUUAUCAGCUUUUAUUUGAGGGUAUUUUAAGACAUUUUGGUUUCACGAGUCAGAAACUUACAACACUUCUUAUACAUAGUACCCCUAUUUUAGGCACAGACAUUAUUUAAACAAUUGGCUUUGCAAGUGUUUUUGGUUUUUAGGGUUUGCGUUUGCCUUUGGAGGACCUAACGGAUGAAACUAAAAGUCAAGGAAGCUGUUAUAAGCCUGCAAAAUCAUUCUGAGACAGCCAUUAGCAGAAGUUUACCAAAAGAUAAGAAGAGGCUACACUGUAAGCUGCAAAGUGCCAGUUAGCUUUGAAAACAGGGUGGCCAGGUCCCACUGCCUGUGAGUCUGCAGAGUUUCAAGGUAUUGAAAGAUGAGACAAAUUAUUUAACAUCUAACAGAGUGUUGACAGGAUGGUUUGGUGAAAAGAAAGCUUGAUAUUUAUGAAAUAUGACCAAAGGGCAUGAAGACUGGACACAGGCUCUUCAUUGAUUGUGGAACUGCUGACAGCAGCAGCACAAUUUAUUCUGGUGUACAGAAACAUCUUGUCUGCUAAAAUGCAAGAAUAUUUUAAAUAAUUGGAUAGUGCUUAGCAGCAAAACAAUAAACCAAACAUACUACCAUAGCAACUAUGUUUUUUAGGCCAAAAAGCAAGACGUUCACAUCCUGAUUUAAAUCCAAUUGAACAUGACUUUCAUUUGAUGAAGAUCAGCAACUGAAGAUGGUUACAGUAUAGGCCUGGUAGAGCAUCACCAAAAGAUACCCAGUGUCUGGUGAGGUCUGAGGGUUGUAGACUGCAGGCCAUUAUUGCAUGCAACAGACAUUUGACAAAAUACUAAAUGUAUUUGCUUAAUAUGGAAAUCAUAUUAUUUUGUCCCACAUCCUUGAAAACGUGUAGUCGAUUUUAAAUGGGGAAUAUGUCAUGUACAUAGAUAACCUUAAGCUCAUAGUAAUUAUUUGAUUUCAAAUUCAAUCUUUUGGAGUAUCCAGUCUAAAGAAGACAAAAUACACUGUCCCAAUACUUGUGGAGGGUUUUGUUUGAACUCUCAAAAGUUUUGUCUAGCAUGAUAUAACUUUAGUAAAAGCACUCAAAGAUUAUAUCUGUUCUGAUAGUUUUACAUUGGGAACUUGGAAAAUAAAACGGUAAUUCAUCAAGGAGGACUCAGACAGCACUAUUGGAUACCAAAGGUCAAGAUCCCA
This is a messenger RNA of Esox lucius (northern pike), 2076 nucleotides long. RefSeq lists its product as uncharacterized. Lineage: Eukaryota; Metazoa; Chordata; Actinopteri; Esociformes; Esocidae. The transcript is spliced from 5 exons. The coding region runs from base 98 to 649 and encodes 183 amino acids. The record is from RefSeq and is a predicted model, not a curated record.